This is a messenger RNA of Rhagoletis pomonella (apple maggot), 800 nucleotides long. RefSeq names its product dopamine N-acetyltransferase (gene speck). Gene Ontology annotation, molecular function: N-acetyltransferase activity. Lineage: Eukaryota; Metazoa; Arthropoda; Insecta; Diptera; Tephritidae. The record is from RefSeq and is a predicted model, not a curated record.
AGCGAUUAGUGUUCACCUGAACCUGUUGAAUAGAGUUUGCUAUUGAGAGCGGUUCUUAUGAGUUUAAAUGACUAUGUUAACAACAGCAAGUCAGCUGCAGGCAGCAGGGACCGGUAACAGAGCUGGAUCUGCGCAAAUUUUUGCGCUAAACGAAUAUAAAACUGCCAGCCGCACACAUUAGCCCAGUCGUAGAUCAUUGUCAGUGAACCGAGUACACAAAUUACCGGGAGUCGAGUCAAAUCAAUUUACAAUUUAAAAUUCUGUUGAUAAUACUUGAGGUCAACGUAGCCAACAAGAAAAGAAAAUAAAUUUAAAUAAAAUUUCUAUAUUAAAAGGACAAACAAAAACUGUUACGAUAAGCCACAAUAAACCAGUGGCCAGAGAGUAAUUAAGUGCCGGUAUAAGCGUGCACAGUGCGUUCGCGCGUGAAUUUAUGUGACAGUCGAUUUUUUAACUUGUACAUACCAAUGUUAAUCGCUUAAAUAUAAAAUAAAUAAACAAAUAUUACAAAGAAAAACAUAAUUUCAGGAAUAUUUUCGUCUUUUUGAGCGCUGUGGUUAAGUGAUUUUGGCAGUUGGUGGCGGUAAUACAAUAAGAGAAUAGGAAAAGCAGAAACAAAUUUAGAAACACGAAAGCAAAACAAAUCGCCCUGAUAUUGGCAUUUACAAAAUAAAUAGAUAAAUAGGGGCACAGAUAUACUUAGCAAAAUGAAUAUACAAAAUUUGCACGAACAAACCAUGCUGAGAAAUAGGCAGGAUUUCGCGAAGAAAGACUCGGUGAUCCUUGAAGCACGAUAUACG